Cricetulus griseus (Chinese hamster) is the source of this 588-nucleotide messenger RNA. The record is from RefSeq and is a predicted model, not a curated record. NCBI's taxonomy places the organism in Eukaryota, Metazoa, Chordata, Mammalia, Rodentia, Cricetidae.
GUUCUUUGGCGAUUGGAAGGCAAGAAGCCAGACACCUUGGGCUCCAACACUCGGCUGUACAAAUGGAUCCCCCAGAAUGACCUUCUUGGUUAUCCGAAAACCAGAGCUUUUAUAACUCAUGGUGGCACCAAUGGCAUCUAUGAGGUGAUCUACCAUGGGAUCCCUGUGGUUGGAAUUCCUUUGUUUGCAGACCAAUUUGAUAAUGUUGUUCACAUAAAGACCAAAGGAGCAGGUGUUAGACUGGACUUUCUCACAGUGUCCAGUACAGAUUUGCUCAAUACAGUAAAGACAGUCACCACUGACCCUUUCUAUAAGGAGAAUGCCAUGCGGCUAUCAAGAAUUCACCAUGAUCAGCCAGUGAAGCCCCUGGACAGAGCUGUCUUCUGGGUUGAGUAUGUCAUGCGCAAUAAAGGAGCCAAGCACCUUCGUGUGGCAGCACAUGACCUCACCUGGUUCCAGUGCCACUCUCUGGAUGUGCUUGCAUUCCUACUUGCCUGUGUGGUGACUGUGAUCUUCAUCAUCACAAAGUGCUGUCUCUUUUGUUGUCAGAAGUUUGUUAAAGGUGGAAAGAAGAAGAAAAGGGAGUAA